Molecule: messenger RNA, 5172 nt
Organism: Apus apus (common swift)
Lineage: Eukaryota; Metazoa; Chordata; Aves; Apodiformes; Apodidae
Gene: MYOCD
Product: myocardin
Exons: 14
Coding region: 258-3101 (947 amino acids)
Biological process (GO): smooth muscle cell differentiation; cardiac muscle cell differentiation
Source: RefSeq, a predicted model, not a curated record
UCAAGGCAGGACUGGCAGCCACCCCUGCUCCUUCAUCAGUGCAACAGUCCCUGGAGGGUCAGUGCUGGAUGGGACCAAAUCCUCCCGAGCCGCUCGCUGCUCCUUGCCGGCCGGCUGGAAAAGCACCCGGAGAGUCCAGGAGGGUUGGAUGAAUCCCCAGCACUAACCGGCCGGUUUGUCUCUCUGGAGGAAGUUAAUGGUUUAAAGUGAGGGGCACCUGGACCUGCCCCCCCCACACCCCUACCCCUCAAGUCACCAUGACGCUCCUGGGGUCUGAGCACUCCUUGCUGAUCCGGAGCAAGUUCAGAUCAGUUUUACAGCUUCGGCUCCAGCAGAGAAGGACCCGUGAGCAGCUGGCAGACCAAGGCAUCAUGCCCCCACUGAAAAGCCAACCCACAUUCCAUGAACAAAGAAAAAGCCUGGAGCGAACCAAGACUGAAGAUUAUCUCAAGCACAAGAUCAGAAGCAGGCCUGAGCGAUCAGACCUGGUCAAUAUGCACAUUUUACAAGACUCAGCUGCAGAGGGAUCCAUUCAGUCUACCCAGAUGAAGCUGAAAAGAGCCCGACUGGCAGAUGAUCUCAAUGAAAAGAUUGCUCUCAGGCCAGGUCCUUUGGAGCUGGUGGAGAAGAAUAUUAUUCCUGUGGACUCAGCUGUGAAAGAGGCCAUAAAAGGCACCCAGGUCACCUUCCCGAAGCCCGCCGAUGCCUUUGCCUUCGAGGAGGACAGCAGCAACGACGGGCUGUCCCCGGAGCAGGCCAGGAGCGAGGACUCCCCGGGCUCCACCGAGUCGGCAGCGGCCACCAAGGUCCCCGAGCCAGCCCCCGCUGCCCCCGCGGGGCUGCCCCAGGACCAUCCCCACGGUGCUGAUGGCCACGCAGCAGAGCCAGCCUCGGGACAGGGCAGCAGGUGUGACAGCCCCAAGCAGGCAGCAGGGCAGGAGAGCCCACCCCUCCCAGUGCCCUCUGCUGUGAAGUCCAAAUCAUCCAGCGACAGCAAGAACCGUCACAAAAAGCCGAAGGACACCAAGCCCAAGGUGAAGAAGCUGAAGUACCACCAGUACAUCCCCCCAGAUCAGAAGGCCGAGAAGUCCCCUCCUCCCAUGGACUCAGCAUAUGCCAGACUUCUCCAGCAGCAGCAGCUCUUCCUACAGCUCCAGAUCCUCAGCCAGCAGCAGCAGCAGCAGCAACAGCAGCAGCAGCAGCACUUCAGCUACCCAGGGAUGCACCAAGGCCAGCUGAAGCAAUCAAAUGAGCAAAUGGUCAAAAGUUCAAAUUCUUCAUCAACUUCUGUCAGCAACACCCCUCUCUCUCCUGUGAAAACCACCUUUUCAGGCCAGACUUGUGUCUCAUCUAUCAAGCCAGGCCCUCUGCCAUCUAACCUGGAUGAUCUGAAGGUGUCAGAACUGAGGCAGCAGCUCCGGAUACGAGGCCUGCCCGUGUCAGGCACCAAGACGGCGCUGAUGGAGCGGCUGCGGCCCUUCCAGGAGUGCGGCAGCAGCGCGGUGCCCAACUUCAGUGAGAUCACCACUGUCACCUUCCCCGUCACUCCGACAAGCACCCUGCCGAGCUACCAGCCACAGUCCUCCACCAGCAUGUUAUCAAAUGGCUUCUACCACUUCGGCAGCACCAGCUCUACCCCACCCAUCUCUCCAGCCUCCUCCGACCUCUCUGUGAGCGGCUCUUUGCCGGACACGUUCAACGAUGGACCCAUGUCUUCUCCACAGUUUGGUCUCCAGCCGUCUCCGGUUCAUGGCAGUGCUGAAGAAAGCCUCAUGAGCAGCAUGAAUGGAGGGAGUAUCCAGCUUGAGCUGGAAGGGAUUGACACAGAGAAAGACAAGAUGCUGGUGGAGAAGCAGAAGGUCAUCAAUGAAUUGACAUGGAAGCUGCAACAAGAGCAGAGGCAGGUGGAGGAGCUACGGAUGCAGCUCCAGAAGCGGAAGAGAAGCAACGGCCUCGAGGAGAAGCAGCAGCCACCUCAGCAUUUCUUUGGGGUUCCCAUCAAGCAAGAAAACGCAGUGUCCAGCUGCCCGUUUGCAUCCAAACAAACUGCCUCCAAGGGCCAGUGCAGCAGCUCGGAGAAGCUGAGUAACUGUGGGGUGCCGCAGCUGCCGCACGUUGUAAAUAGCCACUGCUUGGAGCCUGCAGGGCAGGGCACCGUCACCUCCUCCACAUUCCUGAGCCCGCAGUGCUCCCCCCAGCACUCUCCACUCGGGGCUGCCAAGAGCCCCCAGCACAUCAGCCUGCCACCGUCCCCCAACAGCCACUACCUGCUCCCGGUGUCCCCCGGCGCGCCGGCCGAAGGGCGCAGCGGGUCCCCGCAGAGCAGCAGCUGCCUGCGCACCUCGCUGGCAGGCACUGGAGCUUCAGAUGAGGCAGGUCAAAAGUUUUCUAUUCCACCCCCAAGUUUUUAUAAGUCAAGCCCAGCCCUCUCAGAGGUAAAGCAGCCUCCACCCUAUGAGGAUGCAGUAAAGCAGCAGAUGACACGAAGUCAGCAGAUGGACGAGCUCCUGGACGUGCUGAUUGAGAGUGGAGAAAUGCCAGCCAAUGCCAAGGAGGAUCGGUCCUGCCUCCAGAAAGUACCUCAGAUAACUGUGUCGACGGGGAACUCCAGCGCUGCUCACCCAAAGCCACCCAGCACCUUCGAGCAGGUCUCCUCAGCCCAGCUCUCCUUCGAGCACUGUCCAGGCAGCAGUGAUGCUCACCUCGAGGUGCUGCUGAACAACCACAGCCCCCUGGGCAGGGUCAGUGAAAUUGCCCUGCUGAAGAUGGGGGGAGAAGAGUCCCACUUUGAAGGGAUGAUGGAGGGGUUCUCCGGCAAAGCCGCGGAUGAACUGCUCACCUCCCAGGAGAUUUUACAGACUCCCCUCUCACCCAUGGAAACCCAGCUCUCCCCUUCCCCUGCUGAGGGCUCGGGUUUACAAAUGAGCUUCACUGAGUCUCCGUGGGAAACGAUGGAGUGGCUGGACCUCACCCCCCCCAGCUCUGCCACUGGCUUUGGCUCGCUCACCCCCACGGGGCCCAGCAUCUUCAACAUUGAUUUCCUAGAUGUUACUGAUCUCAAUCUAAACACCAGCAUGGACCUGCACCUGCAGCAGUGGUGAAAGGGCAGGUGCUGGAGGCAGGGCACUGUGAGCCUGCAGCAGCCAGGGCGGUGUUUCUGUCACGCUGGGGGACACAAAGGGCUAACGUGCCACUUCCAGGGGAAACUGGAGUCAUUUUCCCAGCGUAUAAACUUGUUUGGAUUUGGCAGUUACUGGGAACUGACAGCACAACAGCUCUGGUACUUUAGUUUUCCUCCAUCAACACGUUCCCACAGAGGACACCAGUGCCUUUAACAACACUUUUUUUUAGAUUGACAAGAACUUCAGUUUUGUUUCUCUUAUCUUCCCCCCCCCCCCCCUCCUCCCCCAGUCACUCUCAUGGAGCAGCUCAUGACAAAACUGUGUGGUGAGGAGACCUCACCUGGGUGGAAUUGGGGAAUCCUGGAGAGGAGAGCCCAUUGCUGGCCCCUCCUCUACCCACCUCCUGCCUAUCCAGCUCUUUAGACAAUCCUGCUGGGCUCCUCUUGGCCAUGCCUGAGCCAGGGCUUUAGGAAUGGGGAGGCUCUGCCCAGCCAGGGCCACAGGCACACUUCUCCAUACAUCCAAGCUCGCCUCGUGUCCCUUUUCCUGCCCCCAAAGUGGCUUUGCCCAGUCCCUGCACAGCUCUGUUCUGGGUGGAUGAGAGAUGGAGACUGUCAUUUUCAUGGUGGCACCUUGUCAUAUCCUCACGGUGCCUGGGGGGCCCAGGAGCCAUCCCAGUUGCAGUCUGAACUGAGUCAGGCUGAAGCAUGUGGCCUUGGAGGCUUCUCUGGAUGUUGGAGGCAGCUGUUCAGGCUGUAGGUUCAGGUGUCAGCGGGACGUGGCCUCCCCGUGGAGCUGCCAUGGCCCCGCUGGUCUGGUACAGGUGGAGAGAUGUGUUACGUGUUUUGGUCCAAGGUAGGAGCAAGUUGUAUAGAAAACAGAGGCAGGCUUUGGAGGGGCUGUCCUUUGCACAGCCGCAGGGCAGGAUGGAUCUCCAGCACCUUGCAUGGCCGGGGAGCAGGGGGAGCCAGAGACGGGCACUCGGUGACCUGCGCGUGGGGCAGGGAUGAGCGGGGCCCGAUGAGCGGUUUUGUGUGAGCAUCUGCUUUUGUUCCCUCCACUUCCCUGCCAUCCAUCCCCCCGUCCUUCUCCCCAGUCCUCCUCGAUCCCCAGCAGUCAUCCCCUUCUCCCCAACUCGGCUCCAGCAUCACUGUUCACGCAGCCCAGGGCAGGGCCACCUGGAGAACAGCUGUGAAUCACUGAGCCCGGAGGAGCCAGUUCUCCUGGAGCCAGCAGAGGUGGAUGCUCUCCUGCAGUGCUGCCUCCCGCCUGAAGUCACCAGCAUUUCUCCUGUCAGUCUCUGUGCAAUAUCCUUCCUCAGGCACCAGCAAACGAAACAAAACAAGGAGCCUUCCCUUCACUUCUUGGCUUCCACCAAAACCACCAAACCCGCUGCAGACUGUUUGACGGACACUUCUUUGCAAUCCUGGUUCUGCCAAAGUAAAUAUUGUCGCUGACAAAGGUUGUUAAACUAUUUACAGACUGAGCGUAUUUAAUAUUUGUGUUACUGGAAGGAGAGCACAGGGAGACCAGCAGCUGGGAGGAGGCCCAGCAGGAGGGGCUGGUGGGCAGCCCGGCUCCCAGGGAUGCUGGAGCAGUCGGAGGAGCCUCUGCAGCCCCUGCUGUGUCUCCAGUCGGUGCCGUUUCUUUGCAUGCUGUAUAAAGCACGUGGCAGUAGCUUUCAACUCACUAUUUAAAGCACCACUUUCCUAUUGUACAAACGGUCACAGUGCACUGCUAGGAUAGACCAGCACAGGUUGCAUUUUUUGGUUGUUUGUUUUUUUUUUAAAGCAUUUCUUUUUCUAAAGAGAGAGAGGUUGUUUUUUUUUUUAAGCCGGUCUAUGGGGAAUUAUUCAUAGCACUUGAAGGGGAGCAUUGUUAGCUGCUACACUGCCUCAUUGUACAGGCCUUUCCAGAUCAUUUUUCUCCUCUCAGCAAAUGUACUUCCUGAUUGAAGGGAUGCUGUCAGCUUCAAACCUGUAAGCAAGCACAUUUCCUUACCUAUGUUACCAGCAACACCUUCAUUAUUAAAAACCCCUUUGUCUUGCCA